AUGGAGGGAAAGAUUUACGGCCUACGAGAAAAAAGAAUGGAACGUUGCUCUUGGUUUACGAACAAACAUCACAGCAAAGAUACUGUCAACAUACUUAACGCAGCAUUCGAUAUUAGGGACUUUCCAGAGAAGGACUCUGUACCGGAUUUUCUGAAACUCUGCAUGAGCGAAGAGAAUGGGUCUACAGAGGACUGUCAACUAUCUGCAGAUUUGCCAGUGACCUUUAAAGUUCUGGAGAAGGGCAGCAAACGAGGAGGAAGAUUGUUAGUAUCCAGUGAUGGCUACUCCUACACUGUCAAGAGGGAGAACCAAAGAUCUACUUUAUGGAGAUGUAGCAAGCGGUCAACCAAUUUCACGUGCCACUCUUCUGUCACUCAGAGAGGGGGUCAUUUUAAGCAAGGAGUUCGCCACCACAUUCAUAUGCCCGACCCCCACCCCAACCUCAGGGAGAUAACUGCUAGGGUGAAGGAGGCCAUUAAGGACCGCACCACGGAGUCCGCCAUGGUCAUUGUGAAGGAGACUGUUGAAGCACACUGUGAGUCCGACCAGAGAUUCCUUGCAUCGGACCUGGAGAACGUGAGAAGAGCGGCCAAUCGUUACAGAAGGAAAAUCAAGAUUGGAGAGAAUCCAGCACUUCAGGCUGACAAGCUAUCCAGGCCUCUCCCUGUGUUAUCAGAUCCCUCCCACAACAGAGAGGUUAACAGUGACCAUGCCAUGCUCGACGAUUCCUUUGACGUCAGAGACGGCAUCCAGAAGAGCGUUCCUGUAUUCCAUGAUGAAAGGUGUGAGGAAGACGACAUCCCUCCACUGGGUGCUGUUUUGGAGGAUUCCCCAGUGACCUUCAGAGUCCUCGAGAAGGGCAGUAAGAGAGGUGGGCGUCUUCUGGUGUCCUCGGAUGGCUACGCCUACACAGUCAAGAGAGACAACCAGAGAAGUACUAUAUGGACUUGCAGUAAGAGGUCAGCUUCCUUGAACUGUCAUGCCUCCAUCAUUCAGCGGGGGGAUUCGUUUAAACCAGGCAGAAACCACCACCUUCACCUGCCCGACCCCCACCUGCCCCACCUCAGGGACAUAACUGCCAGGGUGAAAGAGGCCAUUAAGGACCGCACCACAGAGUCCGCCAUGACGAUUGUGAAAGAGACUGUUCUAGCACACUGUGAGUCCGACCAGAGAUUCCUUGCAUCGGAACUUCAGAAUGUGAAAAGAGCGGCCAAUCGUUACAGAAGACAGUUCACCCUGGGUCAGAGUGCUCCUGCGGAUGCUGCAUAAAUAAAACACCAUGGGAUGUGUAAUUCAGGAGGGAAACCCUCAUACCUUCACAAACAUUUCAUCUUGGACUUGAAUAUAAAUUGUGA
Saccostrea cuccullata (small rock oyster) is the source of this 1355-nucleotide messenger RNA. RefSeq lists its product as uncharacterized. The coding region runs from base 1 to 1269 and encodes 422 amino acids. The transcript is spliced from 7 exons. The record is from RefSeq and is a predicted model, not a curated record. NCBI's taxonomy places the organism in Eukaryota, Metazoa, Mollusca, Bivalvia, Ostreida, Ostreidae.